This is a messenger RNA of Debaryomyces hansenii CBS767, 2760 nucleotides long. RefSeq names its product kexin (gene KEX2). The record is from RefSeq and is a predicted model, not a curated record. Gene Ontology annotation, molecular function: serine-type endopeptidase activity. Gene Ontology annotation, cellular component: Golgi membrane; trans-Golgi network. Gene Ontology annotation, biological process: protein processing. The transcript has a single exon. Bases 1 to 2760 code for a protein of 919 amino acids. NCBI's taxonomy places the organism in Eukaryota, Fungi, Ascomycota, Pichiomycetes, Serinales, Debaryomycetaceae.
AUGCUCCAUAUUGCAAGAAUAAUUGUAAUAAUAUCUUUGGUGGCCAAUUUGGUGGGCGGAUUCCGUAUUCCUAAGAGAGAUUACGACCUGAAAAAUUACUUUAUAGUAGAGGUGGAUACGUUGAACUCCAGUGAACCGUUAUAUAAAUUUAUUGACAAGUAUGGGGACAGUUACAAGUACGAGCAUCAGGUACGUGGACUAGAUGACCAUUUUGUAUUUAGUAUUGACAAGGAACAUCCACAUAAUAGUUUUAUUGGGAAUUUCAACUCCAACAAUGAAAAUUUGAUCAAGAGAUCUGGAGGGUUUGAGGAUGAGUUUGAUGACUUGGUAUCCAACCCGUAUUUGAAGUCGAUUCAUAUGCUUACACCUAAGAGGUUGAGAAAAAGAAUGCCUGUGCCAAUUACCGAAGAAGAAUAUAAGGUUUCGAUGGAAAAUCAAGCCAAGAGAGAUGUAAAUAUUGUUGAUUCAGCGCAGUUACCUAUUAAGGAGGUAAGCGAGAAGUUGGGGAUUAGUGAUCCAAUUUUUCAGAAGCAAUGGCAUUUAGUGAAUACUUUUUAUCCUGGACAUGAUGUCAAUGUCACUGGAUUGUGGUAUGAAGGAAAUACUGGUAAAGGUAUUGUUACAGCUGUCGUGGAUGAUGGUUUAGACUACGAAAGUGAAGAUUUGCAUGAUAACUUCAAUUCUUUGGGAUCGUGGGAUUUUAAUGAUAACACAAAUUUACCAAAACCUAGGUUAUUUGAUGACUACCAUGGUACGAGAUGUGCUGGUGAAAUUGGUGCCGUUAAGAACGACGUUUGUGGUGUAGGAGUAGCGUAUGAUUCUCAAAUCAGUGGGAUUAGAAUUUUAUCGGGAACUAUAUCUGCAGAGGAAGAGGCAUCUGCUAUGAUGUAUGGACUUGACGUCAACGAUAUCUAUUCCUGUUCUUGGGGUCCAACAGAUGAUGGUAAAACUCUUUCACAGCCAGAUGCUAUUGUCAAGAAGGCUAUGAUUAAAGGUAUUCAGACAGGACGUAAGGAUAAGGGUGCUGUCUAUGUUUUUGCAUCAGGUAAUGGAGGCCGUUAUGCUGAUUCCUGUAAUUUUGACGGGUAUACUAACUCUAUUUAUUCCAUUACUGUUGGUGCUAUUGACUAUAAAGGAUUACAUCCAAUGUAUGCAGAGGCCUGUUCUGCAGUCAUGGUUGUUACAUACUCGUCUGGUUCUGGUGAACAUAUCCAUACUACCGAUAUAAAAGGGAAAUGCUCGGCACUUCAUGGUGGUACAUCGGCUGCUGCACCUUUAGCGGCAGGUAUAUACUCUUUGGUAUUGCAUGCUAAUCCUAACUUAACGUGGAGAGAUGUUCAAUAUGUAUCUGCCUUGAGUUCUGUUCCAAUAAAUGAGGAUGAUGGUAACUACCAAAUAACUGCUUUGGGCCGUAAAUAUUCUCAUAAAUAUGGAUAUGGAAAAAUCGAUGCAUAUGCGAUGGCUCACUUUGCUGAAACUUGGAAAAAUGUCAAACCUCAAGCAUGGUACUACUCUGAUCUUCAAAAAGUAGGUGGGACUAUUAGUCCUGAAAAACAAAAUAAUGUGAUCAAGAAGAAAAUCAAAAUCACUAAGGAGGACUUAAAAAUCGUAAAUUUAGAGAGAGUUGAGCACAUAACAGUAACAGUCAAUAUUCAGGCCACAGAAAGAGGUAAGGUAGGUGUUAGAUUAAUUUCCCCACACAAGGUUACAAGUGAUUUAGCUACAUUCCGUCCUCAAGAUCGCUCCGGUGCAGGUUUUAAAGAUUGGACCUUUAUGUCUGUUGCUCACUGGGGUGAGUCAGGUAUUGGUGAAUGGGCGAUCGAAGUAUUCUCUGACUACCCGAUGGAAGAUAACCGUAUUACAUUCCAAGAUUGGCAAUUGAGAUUAUUUGGUGAAUCCAUUGAUCCAGAAAAGGCUGAAGUAUACGACAUCACUAAAGAUUAUAGCGCGGAAAGAAGAGAGAAACAAAAAGAGCAAGACAAAAAGCCUAUUGGGGUUCAAGAUCCCCAGUCGAGUGCUGUAGAAUCACAAGCUGAAUCUACAAAGGAAACCAAGACAAAGGCCAAAACAAAGGCUACAACUACAGGCAAACCCACUUCUGUCAUUACAUCCGCUAAGCCGGAAGGAAAAGUUGAUGCAACCGAAAAACCUAAAACAACUACCCCAAAUGCUUCCUCAAAGCCGGACCCCACAGAAACUAGCGAGCCCGAAGAGGAGGAGGAUGGUAAAAGUAAACAAUACACGGCUGACCACACUGGGCAAUAUUUCAUGGCAAUAGCAGUAAUUGGGUUUAUCAUUGUAAUAAUAUUCAUGAGAUAUCACAAAACCCCAGGCAGCUCUCGCCGCAGAAGAAGAAGAGAAGAAUACGAAUUCGAUAUUAUUCCCGGCGAAGAUUAUACUGACAGUGAGGAUGAUAACGACGACUCGUUGGAUUUAGGACAUAGAAAUGAUAGACGUCACAACUCCCGUAAUAGCGACGAGACAAGAGACAGAUUAUUCGACGAAUUCAAUGCCGAAACAUUACCAGAUUACGAUGAUGGCAUGUUUGCAAUCGGUAAUGAAGAAGACGAUCAUCCUGAAGACCCUAGAGCCGAGCACAAUAGCAAAUUUUCGACAAAGCCAGCCGCGGAUUUUGCACCAAAAGACUCAAAAAGUGCAACCGAAGACAUAGAAACCUCUACAAACAAGUCAAAUGAUCAUGAGGAUACAGACACUAGCCAGAACCCUACUUCUAUAUCAGAAUCAAGAACGUCUGUUUAA